Ceratitis capitata (Mediterranean fruit fly) is the source of this 1477-nucleotide messenger RNA. It is a transcript of the gene ppk31, whose product is annotated as pickpocket protein 19. Lineage: Eukaryota; Metazoa; Arthropoda; Insecta; Diptera; Tephritidae. Bases 31 to 1284 code for a protein of 417 amino acids. Gene Ontology annotation, cellular component: membrane. The transcript has 9 exons. Gene Ontology annotation, biological process: sodium ion transmembrane transport. The record is from RefSeq and is a predicted model, not a curated record. Gene Ontology annotation, molecular function: ligand-gated sodium channel activity.
CCUGCUAGUCAGUCAUUACUCAGAAGGACAAUGUCAAACUGGUUGCGCUUGAUUUUAAAAUGUUCAUUCAUUGCGCUUUGGUGCUAUUUUACAUUAACUUUCCUAGUGAAAUUUUCUGCGGGUCUUAUAAAUAAUUUCUUUGCUUCCUCCGUAUCGUUUAACAUGGAUACAUUAUUCAUCAAUUGGAAUACAUCAUUUCCGGCCGUAACCGUUUGUGAGAUUUAUAAUGGUGAAAAAAUGUGGGAUAUGAGCGAACAAUAUUUUGGAACAAAUCAUGAUUUGAAUGUUGAUGAUUUUGUCGGUGAGGUGGUAUUCUUUCGUGGCACCUGCACUACCUGCGAUAGAUGUGAUCAAAUGAAGUGUCCUCAGAAUUUUACAGAAUUGUUGAAUCAGUUCCGUGGUAAAUGUGAACAAUUGCUACUUAAUUGCAUAUAUACGAAUAAACAUUUCGAGUGUUGUGACGAGUUUCUUCCGAUUCGUACAGAAUAUGGCAUAUGCUUUGCUUUCAAUUCGAAUCAAGCGCGCAAAAACUCUCAAAUGAAAUUUGCCAACAGUCGUGAAACAGGUCCUGGUUUCCUUAAGUUUGAUGUCUCUGCUGACAUCCAACUACACAUUCAUCCCCCCACUGAUAUUCCACUUGCUUUCUUUGAGGGUAUGAUACGGGAGACGGUAUUGCUGGGCAGCUCCAAAGAGAUUAUCAUUAAUAUUAUGGAAGUAUACAACCAUCCCAGUGUUUACCAACUGUCAUUGGACCAACGACGAUGUCGCUUUAUAAAUGAACGUACGGAUUGGGGAGCACAAGUUGACCUCUAUGAUUUUUACAGUUAUUCCACAUGUGUUAUAGAGUGCGGUUUGACAGCGCAAUUGCAGUAUUGUAAUUGCACCAGCCAUUUUCUAGCGCCCGCUAUAAAAUCAAGCAGUGUAUCCAUACCCAUGUGUGAUUAUCGCGGCUUAAGUUGUCUCACUCGUUACUAUGAAGACAUACAACACGAACGAAAAUCAUGUGAUUGUAUGAGCUCAUGUGAAGAGCCGGAAUAUACUAUAGUUUACAAUUCGCCUGAUGGCGAAAGCGAAAGUGAUAUGGAAACUACGCAGGUACAAAUCGCACUGAUUGAGCUACCGACACAACGCUAUGUUCGACGAGUCACCAAGACCCCAUUGGAUUUAUUAAUUUCGGUGGGUGGCAUUGCCGGUCUCUAUUUCAAUGCAUCAUUACUGAGGCUAAUAGAAAUAAUAUUUUCCUUAAAGGAGUUUAAGUGGAAAGAUGGUUGGAAAAGGAUUUAAAAUCUCUUUUUCAGAAAUUAAAAAGCGCAAAUGUUUUGCGAACACUUUUCUCUUAAAUUACAUGAAUAUGUUAACGUGAUUAAAGAAAAAUUGAUAGGAAAGCAAUCUUUGCCUUUGAAUUAUAAACAUACAUACUGAGAUUACGUUUUUGUAUCCUUUACGCUUUAUUAUAUUUUCGGUAUACUCUGAUUUG